UGGGAACGACCGCUAUAAGUUUCCGUAUGCGAUGUGACGCGCGAAGCGCAGCGAGUGGGGGUGCGAUUGCGAUUUUCGGAUCUCGAUCCGGUGGGAGAAAAAAGCACUCGACGGGCGGAGCCUCACACGGAUGAAUAUAAAGGUGCUUGACGACACGGAGAGAGUCGGUCAAACAUGGAUAUCGACUCGAAGAUCAAGGCCUACCGCUUCGUCGGUUACGCGGCCGUCACCUUUUCCGCGGUCGCGGUACUGUCCGUGUGCAUCACCCUUCCCAUGGUCUACAACUAUGUACACCAUGUCCGCUCGCAGAUGCACUCCGAGCUCACCAUGUGCAAGGGCUCCGCCAAGGACGUCUGGUCCAGCGUGUACUCAAUCAAAGAGCUGCCCGGUGCUGCCAACAGAACCGCCAGAAGCGCAAGCAAUGAUCAGUGCAGCGGAUGCUGCUUACCCGGACCCAUGGGACCCGUCGGAUCACCCGGAAAACCGGGAAAACCCGGAAAGCCAGGAGCACCUGGAAUGCCAGGAAACCCGGGACGCCCACCUCAGGCUCCAUGCGAGCCAGUCACACCACCUCCAUGCAAGGAAUGCCCACAAGGACCUCCCGGACCUCCUGGACCCCCUGGACCACCAGGAGACAACGGAACUCCAGGAGAGCAAGGACCUAAAGGACAAGACGCACCACCGGGAGAACCGGGACCAAAGGGUCCACCUGGACCACCUGGACCUCCCGGCAACCCUGGAGCUCCUGGAGAAGCUGGAGAACCCGCGAAAUCGGAACCUAUUGUUCCUGGUCCACCUGGAGCACCAGGAAGUCCUGGACCACAAGGACCACCUGGACCACCCGGAAGCAAUGGUAUCGAUGGAGCUCCAGGAGAGCCUGGACCAAAGGGACCAGAUGGAGAGCCAGGAGCACCUGGACAAGAUGGAGAACCCGGUCAACCUGGACAUCCCGGUCAAGAUGGACAACCCGGAGAGAAGGGAAUCUGCCCGAAGUAUUGCGCUAUCGAUGGCGGAGUCUUCUUCGAGGACGGAACGCGUCGUUAGGUUGUGCAAGAUCUUAUUUAUUAAAGCUCACACAGCAAAUCGUAUUAAAUCAUUCAAGAAU
Messenger RNA from Cylicocyclus nassatus, 1105 nucleotides. The record is from the annotation of a GenBank genome assembly. NCBI's taxonomy places the organism in Eukaryota, Metazoa, Nematoda, Chromadorea, Rhabditida, Strongylidae.